GAAAAAUCAAAAAAGUAAAAUGAACACGAGCCACCAAAUAUUUUUUAGACGUGGAAAUCCCAGAAGUUGAGAAUAAUAAUUUUGUUGUGUUUAUUUUGGCACUUUGAAUAUACAAUACACACUGAGCCGAUAGAGAAGCGAGCUCUUCAAUGGAGACUGCCAUCUGCGGUCGACUUGCUCUUUCCCCUACUCGAGUAAUCCACCCCAAGCCCGGAGAUAAGUAUGCUCUUCAAAAGCAGUGGACAAGCAGGAGCAAUGUUAGGACAGUGCCAAUUGCUGGAGUUGGGAAGGGUGGCGGCGUGUUGGAUAAACCUGUUAUAGAGAAGACCACACCUGGUCGUGAAUCAGAAUUUGACUUGAAGAAAUCGAAGAAAAUGUCGCCUCCUUAUCGUGUGCUGCUGCACAAUGAUAAUUACAAUAAGAGGGAGUACGUUGUCCAAGUGCUGAUGAAGGUCAUUCCUGGUAUGACGCUUGACAACGCAGUAAAUAUCAUGCAAGAGGCGCACUACAACGGGAUGGCGGUGGUGAUUAUUUGUGGUCAAGCAGAUGCAGAAGAUCACUGCAUGCAGCUAAGAGGCAAUGGGCUUUUGAGCUCAAUUGAACCAGCCAGUGGAGGAGGUUGUUGAACAAAAUAGUUUUAUGGAAUUUGAGCUUAUAAAUCAGUCGACAUGCAGUAAUAUGCCCCUAGAUUUUGAGUAUUGUACAUAGAUACCCAAAGCAAACCCAUCAGCACUAUUGAUAUUAUGGGCUGUAAACUAAAGUUGAGGACUUGAGGAAUGUCAAUAAACAUGAACAUUGACGUCUCUGCAUACAAGUAGUUUAGCAUUCACCUUCUCCAACAGUCAAAAUGCAAGAAAGAGGGCAACUCUAAAAUGCAAGAAAGAGGGCAACU
Messenger RNA from Oldenlandia corymbosa var. corymbosa, 892 nucleotides. Lineage: Eukaryota; Viridiplantae; Streptophyta; Magnoliopsida; Gentianales; Rubiaceae. The record is from the annotation of a GenBank genome assembly.